CACCAAAUGAAAGGAGAGGAUAACUAUAAGAAGGGGCUAUGGACAAAGGGAGAUAGGAUCCUACUGGAUUAUAUACAGGUGCACGGUAGAGGGCGGUGGAACCGUAUUUCUAAGAUAACAGGUUUGAAGAGGUGUGGGAAGAGCUGCAGAUUAAGGUGGAUGAAUUAUCUGAGCCCCAGUGUAAAACACGGCCAGUUUACAGAGCAAGAGGAAGACCUCAUCAUUCGACUCCAUAAUCUCCUUGGAAACAGGUGGUCUUUGAUUGCUGGAAGGGUUCCUGGAACAGACAACCAAGUGAAGAACCAUUGGAACUCUCAUUUGUGCAAGAGGCUCGGCAUCAAGAAGAAGAACAGAAAAACAGCCGUCACCUCCUUAAAGCCACAUUCUACCAAUGUGGAUAACACUCCCAAACGCCAAGCCCUAGUGGACUCCAUUUCUAAGCCUUUUCACGAUAAUAAUAUGGAUGUGGUGGAUUUACAAGGAGGCAAUGCCCUCUGAGCGGCGCCCAGGUUUCCGAGGAGCAACCAGCGGAGAUGGGCUGGCAUUGCGUUGACUCCUUCUGGGCCUCCACUGCUGAGCAUUUAAGGGAGUGUACCCCAACUUCAAUAGAAUUUCU
Molecule: messenger RNA, 616 nt
Organism: Vitis riparia (riverbank grape)
Lineage: Eukaryota; Viridiplantae; Streptophyta; Magnoliopsida; Vitales; Vitaceae
Product: transcription factor WER-like
Source: RefSeq, a predicted model, not a curated record